Molecule: messenger RNA, 837 nt
Organism: Penicillium expansum
Lineage: Eukaryota; Fungi; Ascomycota; Eurotiomycetes; Eurotiales; Aspergillaceae
Product: putative L-cystine transporter
Exons: 2
Coding region: 1-837 (278 amino acids)
Biological process (GO): L-cystine transport
Cellular component (GO): vacuolar membrane; fungal-type vacuole
Molecular function (GO): L-cystine transmembrane transporter activity
Source: RefSeq, a predicted model, not a curated record
AUGAAUCUCACCUGGACAGAAAGCAUCUCUCAAAUCCUAGGCUGGGGAUACUUCAUCCUGUGGUCGAUGUCCUUCUACCCGCAAGUCCUGCACAAUCACCGCCGCCGCUCGACAGACGGCUUCUCCGUUGACUUUGCUCUGCUCAACGUGCUCGGAUUGUCCGCAUACACCGUUUCCAACGCCUGCUUCCUAUUUUCAUCGGUUGUGCGCGCUCAGUAUGCCCAGCGACAUCCGCAGAGCCCUGAACCGACCGUCCAAUGGAAUGAUUUCGUCUAUGCCUUGCAUGGGGCGCUUAUCUGUUGUUGGAUUGGUAGCCAUUUCCUCUGCGCGCGGUUCUGGAACUUUGAUUCCAAGUCGCAGCGGCCGAGUACUUUAGCUCUCGUAGUUUUUUGGGGCUGUUUGGGGGUGGUCCCCCUGGCCAUUCUUUGCGUGUUGGUGUCGGCAUCGUGGGAAUGGAUUGAUGUGGUCUAUAUGGUCGGCAUGAUCAAGGUGUUCUUGACAGCUGUUAAAUAUACCCCUCAGGCGGUGAUGAAUUAUCGGCGGCAGUCAACAGCGGGGUUUUCUAUCAUGGCGAUCCUGCUAGAUUUGUCCGGUGCAAUUCUGUCGCUGAUGCAGCUGGUGCUGGACUCCUCGUUGCAAGGGGACUGGUCGGGCGCCAUUGGCAACAUCUCCAAACUCCUGCUGGGCAACAUCACCGUUCUAUUCGAUCUCGUUUUUAUCUUCCAGCACUUUUGUUUGUAUCAGGAGCGAGCGGCAGAGAACAAGCCGGGAUCACCAGAGCACGAUCAUCUCCUUGAUAGCGAGCAUGAGGCACAGGCAUCUAUCUACAUUACAUGA